AUGUCUCUUUAUGCUUAAAUGGAAAAGAAUGCCUAAUUUUAAGCAGAGCUCUAGAGAUACGAAGAGCAGGCUGACUUUCUGUUUCGAAAGUAGCGGAUGGAAAGAAUAGAAUCCUUUACGGAUCAAUUUGAAUUUUUAGCAAAUGAAUAUCCAUGUGCUGUUUAUUAUUAGGGGUUAAUUUAUAAUUCUGUAUAUGCUGCGUAUUAAUCUGCGAGAACUUAAGAUGAGGAAAUGAGAUAGAAGUUUGUGAAUGCAUAAUCAGUUUAGGAAGUUUAUCAGAUAGCCUAACAUAUAGAUGAUCCACCGCAUUGGACGAAGUAAAGACUGCGAAUAAUGGAGGUAUUGUUAAGAGACAAGUUCAGGAGGAAUGCUGAUAUUCGAGAUUCGUUGAGAGCCACAAAUAACUAUAAAUUGUUUCAUACAUUUACUCACUCUACUCCGAGCAACCAGUUUUGGGGAGUAGUAGAUGGGAAGGGUGACAACCAAAUAGGAAGAUUGCUUGAGCAAAUCAGAACUGACAUUAAUAAUUAUGAGGAUCAAGACAAGUGGUUAUUGAUGACAUUACCAAUUGAAUAAGAGUCAAAAAUGAUUCCGAAGGUGGAGUUGAAGGUUUUGAAAGAGGGAGAGAACUUGCCCAAAAUAGAGAUGAAACAUUCAGCAUUCUUAUAUUUUGGAUCUCAUCAAAGAAAUCAUGUUCAUUUGGCUCAUCCUUCUAUUUCCAGAAGACAUGCAGCCAUUUUUGUCAAUAACUAAUCACAAGUGUGUUUGGUUGAUUUGGGUUCCAAGGGAGGCACUUUUCAUAAUGAGCAAUUUGUUGAACCCCAUUUACCAGUGGUAUUGGCUAAUGAGGACAAGAUUAAGUUUGCUAAGAGUACUAGAAUAUAUUAAGUGUUAAUAUCUUAUGACGAUUGUAAGAAGUGGUUGAAGGAUAAAAUUGAUAAGUUGCGUAAUGAUUUGAGACAGUUGGAGCGUAUAAACAAAGGGAAGAUGAGUCAAGAAGAGUUGAAAGCAACAUUGUCUGGAGCUAUUGAAGAUACGAUUCUGAUAAAGAAUUUACCAGAAAAAGCUAGUCAUUUGGAAUUGAUGGAAUUAUUUAGAAAGGAAGGCAAGAUAAAGGAAUUGAAAAUUCCAAUUGAUCGUCAAACAGGUAAUACCAGAAAUGUAGCAUUUGUUAGAUAUGAAAAUGAGAGAGAUGCUAAAAGAUUAAUCAGUGACCGUAAUAAGGUAUUUGAGUAUAAAAAUGAAAAACUCAAAUUAAAAUUAGUUGAUUAUGCUUAUGUUGAAAAGUUCUAAGAGGAAUUAAGGUGGGGAAUCACUGAACAAUAAUCAUAACCACCUCAACAACAAUAAUAAAUCUAAUAACCAACACAAUUGGUUUAAGUCCCGAUUACAAAACCGGUUGAGGUCAAAUAAAAGGUACCUGAAAGCAGCAGUUCUUCUGAUUCAGACAGUGAUUCUUCAUCGGAUUCAUCUUCUGAUUCCAGCAGGAGUAGAUCUAAAAGAAAGAAACACAAAAAGCACAGACACAAAAAGGAUAGACAUCAUAAGAAACACCAUAAAAGAUGA
Molecule: messenger RNA, 1566 nt
Organism: Paramecium tetraurelia
Lineage: Eukaryota; Ciliophora; Oligohymenophorea; Peniculida; Parameciidae
Exons: 4
Molecular function (GO): protein binding; mRNA binding
Source: RefSeq, a predicted model, not a curated record